GAAAUUUCUGGGAAAUGUUAGCGAGAAAAACAUAGUAAGUGCUUCAUUGGCCAUUUGUUUCGGGUGAGUGUAGUUUUUUCCUCAGUUAACUGCACACAGGUGAACAGCUAUAACGAUCAUUUUCAUCAUACCUAUUAUUAUCAUCAGUCUUGACUCGCGCACAGUCUGUGACCGUCAUAUUUCAAAAUGACGGACGAAACAGACUCGGGGUUUAGGCCUAAUCUCACAAACACUACAAAGGAGAAGCUAGUGGAGGUCAUGAAAAGUAGGGGAGUUGAAGCCGCUGCUGUUAUUGAAGAAAAGUUUGGAGAUGUUAAGCACUUGACACACAAGCUUCAAACCUCGAUGAACAGGGGAAUAAUUGGAAUACACGAGGAUGUGAUGCACAGGCGAGCAGAGUUUGGAAACAACUUUAUGCCUCUGGAACCUACUAGACCUCCUUUACAAUAUCUUUUUUGUGCUUUGAAGGACAGGGUGAUACUGAUUUUGUUUAUAGGAGCUUUGCUCUCUGUAAUUCUGGGGGCUGUCUUUCCUGAAAGAUGUGAAGGUCGAAAUGGUUUGGCUGUAGCAAUGUACGAGGGUAUCGGAAUCAUGAGUACCGUAAUGAUAAUGAUUCUGUUGGUGGCUUUUAGUGACUAUCUUAAAGAAAGUCAUUUCCACAGUUUGCAGUCCAAGAUCAACAGAGAACGUAAAGUUAAGAUUAUCCGUGGAGGUAUUGUAUUAGAUCUUCUUGCUUCAGAGGUGGUUGUGGGUGAUCUGUGCCUGUUGAAUAAAGGAACUCUUAUCCCAGCUGAUGGAGUGGUUGUUCAGGAAAAUGAUCUUCUUGUCAAUGAAUCAACUUUGACAGGCGAGAAGAGUAUGGUCUCCAAAGCAAUAGACCCCCUGGUAUUUGCUGGCACCCAUGUUGUCAAUGGAAGUGGCAAAAUGAUUGUGUUGGUUGUUGGUCCCAAUACCCAGAUCUACAAGAGCAACAAUCAGUUUGCUACAUCACCCACUGCUAUUACAUUUAAGGCAGUUUUCCCCAAUGAAGCAGUUUUGAAUAUCAAUUCAGUUUCUUUUGACCACAAGGAAGAUAAUGCUAUGCUUCAACAAAAAGUUAAUAGGGUUGAAGUUGCUCUUGGUCAUAUCGGCAUCAUCCUGGCAGUAGUUGCCAUCUUAGUUAUAGUCAUCCGCUUUAGUGUGCACACUUUCUCUACACAAGGACAGUCCUUUGAGCCUGGUCUCAUUAAUGAAUACAUCAAGUCCCUAAUCAUUGGUGUUGUUGUGCUUAUCAUUGCUGUCCCAGAAGCCCUCUCUCUAGUGGUGUCAUCCUGUCUGGCAUUCUGUGUCAAGGAGAUGUACAAUGACAAAGCAUUGGUGCGACAUGUAAACAUGAUAGAAACAAUGGGAAAUAUUACAAACAUCUGCUGUAACAAGACAGGGGUUCUUACCCAGAAUCGCAUGGUAGUACAAAAGAGCUACAUUGGAGAACAAGUCUAUCUUUUUCAGGAGGACUUACGAGGGUUCAGAAGCAACAUCCCAAAAAACCUGUUUGAAGAUCUGUGCAAGGCAAUAUCCAUCAACACAAGUUAUUCAGCACAGAUCCUGGAGGGAGGAAAGGACAACAUUCCUAAGCAGAGUGGUGACAGGAUUGACGCUGCACUGUUGCAGUUUCUGUUCCAGUUUGGAGAGUACUACCAGUCCUGGAGAGAUGACUAUCCUGAGAGCAAGUUAAUUAAGGUUUUUGAGUUCACACCUGACCGCAAAUGUAUGAGUACUAUUAUCAGUGGUAAUCAAGGAGGCUAUCAGCUUUAUUCCAAGGGAGCUGCUGAGGUACUGCUUGAACAUUGCACUCAUAUUGUUGGAAUCAAUGGGGACCUGAAAGAAUUAACCAAGGAAAGUGUGGAGAAUCUAUCAAGAGAUGUGAUUGACCCUUGGCAGCAAGAGGGCUUGCGUAUUCUUUGUCUAACAACAAAAAGUAUAUCUCCUGAAGAUGGUGAGGGUCUAUUGAAGAAAAGAGAAAGUGAAAUUCUGUCAGGCUUGACACUCCAGGGGAUUGUUGGCAUUGAAGAUCCAGUGAGAGAACAGGUGCCAUAUGCAAUAGGGCAAUGUCAGAGAGCUGGUAUAACUGUGCGUAUGGUGACUGGUGAUAAUAUUAUCACUGCUACAUCUAUAGCUGUUAAAUGUGGUAUCAUCAAUAAAUCUGAUGAAGAGAGUCUUGUGUAUAAUGGGAAAGAGUUCAACUCAUACAUCCACGACCCUGACAAAAAGAUUAACAUUGACCGGUUUAAUACCAUGUUGCCCAAGCUAUGUGUCCUGGCAAGAGCAACGCCCCUAGAUAAGUACAUUUUAGUGAAAGGAAUAAUGGAGAGUCAUGUAAACCGUGCUGGGGAGAUUGUGGCUGUGACUGGAUCAGGAGCUAAUGAUGGGCCAGUCUUAAGAAUGGCAGAUGUUGGUUUCACUAUGGGAGUGGCAGGAACAGACAUUGCCAAGGAAGCCUCUGAUGUUAUCUUGUUAAAUGAUGACUUCAGCAGCAUUGUGAAUGCCAUUAAGUGGGGACGUCAUAUCUACCACACUAUCCUCAAAUUCCUGCAAUUUCAUUUUACUGCCUGCUGGGUGGCUGUUAUUGUGGUGAUCUUUGGAGCAGGCUUUGUGGGGAGGAGUCCACUGGUAGCUACACAGCUGCUUUGGAUCAAUCUGAUAAUGGACACACUGGCCUGCUUUGCCUUAACAAGAGACACUCCCAUUGACAGACUCAUGAAUUACAAACCGUAUGGUCGUCACAAACCGCUGAUUUCUCGCACUUUGCUCCGCAAUGUGAUUGGUCACAGCAUCUAUCAGCUGGUUGUCAUAUUUUUAUUGAUCUUCAAAGGAAGUGACUGGUUUGACAUUACAGAUGGUUUCCAUUCAGAGACGUUGUGCAUGCCAACUCAACAUGCCUCCAUGGUGUUCACAACAUUUGUGCUCAUGCAGCUGUUUAAUGAGAUCAAUGCUCGAAUGCUGCAGGAAAGAAAUGUCUUCCUUGGAAUCUACAAGAACUUCGCUUUCCUCAACAUAUGGUUUGGACAGUUGGCAAUGCAGAUCGUAAUAGUUGAGUUCUUCCACACAGCCUUUCAUGUGGAAGGCAUGGACCUGUAUCAGUGGAUGUGGUGCUUCUUUCUUGGCUUCUCAGAGCUCAUCUGGGCUCAGAUUAUCUUUACCAUUCCCAAGGAUGUUCUUCCCGAAGCAUUCCGCUGUAUUGCUGUAGGUGCUCCAAAAGGCCGAGGCAUUGCUUACUAUAGGAGCAGCUCCCGUGUUGAACAGCAGGACAGUGGUAUAGUCAACUCACUGUUGAGUCCAGUGGAUGAUUUUCUUGAGAUUGUGGAAGAAUGCCCGCCCAUGGAAUAGCUACCUUGCAUCUACUCAUGGAACAGAAUGCUGUGUUUCGUAUAAGUGGAGUAAAGCUUGAUAGUAGGGAAAUUAAAACUAAAGUAAUUAUAGAAAAAACCGAUCAGGAUUGGAGUUAGUUUAAAUGGUGUGUGCCGCUGUUGUUUGAUGGCGAUGGUACAUUGGUUACCGAGUCAUCAUGGUAACAAACAUUCAUUACCUAGAAAGACUGAAGUAAGCUGGCACCCCGUAAAAACUGUUGCCAUAAAAUUUUUUUUCUUGUAUGUAGCCAAAGAGACAUGAAAUCAAUGAGCUGAUCAAUCGAUCAAAAUUAAUUGGCGAGCUUAUCGUCCUUUUGCAUGUUAGCUUUGUUUCCUUCGUAACUUUGUAAGUAGCCCUGACAGCUUUGGUGUGCUGUGGAAAAAAGGCUCGACUCCUACCCAUCCCUAGGGCUUGAAUAGAGAGAGGAAGGAAGAAUGGUUUCUUCUCUUAUUUUCCGCUUUCCUUUUUUCGACUACAUAACAUGCUGCCCCGACCCAUUCCUAUUUCAAUCGAGCGUUAAACAAGAUUCAUAAGAAAAGAGUUGAGCUGUAGUUGAUGACUUUUAUUACAGAUUUAGUAAACAACAGUUUUAAGAAGCUUUUCCAACUAAGUACCUUUGAAGUUUAAAAAUCGUGGUACGAUUCAGAUCCCAAAAUUGUAAGUUUGUAGUAUAGUACCAUAAACGUCUUAUCAAUCUUAUAGAUGCCAAGCACCGUUGUUAUACACAUUAAAAACAGUUACGUAAUGUAAUCAGCUUCUAAAGCUUACCAACUUUUAAGAUGUACCGCAUUUUCAGUAUUUGAGGCCAUAUUUGCUUUGUUCAAGAAGGUCAACUUAUUUAUGUAACAUGUAGAGUACAUUGUGGGGUAAAUUUUAUAAGGCCAAUAAAGACUUGACUGCUAUGUUGAGAAUUAAACUUC
Messenger RNA from Pocillopora verrucosa, 4307 nucleotides. Its product is annotated as plasma membrane calcium-transporting ATPase 1-like. Gene Ontology annotation, biological process: calcium ion transmembrane transport; regulation of cytosolic calcium ion concentration. Gene Ontology annotation, cellular component: plasma membrane; intracellular membrane-bounded organelle. Gene Ontology annotation, molecular function: ATP binding; ATP hydrolysis activity; P-type calcium transporter activity. The record is from RefSeq and is a predicted model, not a curated record. NCBI's taxonomy places the organism in Eukaryota, Metazoa, Cnidaria, Anthozoa, Scleractinia, Pocilloporidae.